AUGAGGUUACAAAUCCGCAUUUUUCUAUCACUGACAUUUUGUCUGACUGUUGAUUGUCUAAAAAUUUUGCUUUAUCAACCAAGUUUCGGGCAUUCACAUGUGAAUUUUGUGGGUAAAGUAGCCGAUGUUUUGAUCGAUGCCGGACAUCAUGUGGUUAUUCUACAACCCGACUUCAAUCCGAAUCACAAGCCUGGAUCAAAGAAAGCAGAGUUGAUUCGAAUUUCCCCGAAUCCCGAAGUAGCCAAAACGAUUAAAGCAGUGGAUGAAGGUUUAAAAGUUCGAUGGGAGACACCCACUUUCUACUUCUUCACAAUGGCAAAGAUGAUGCGCCAGUUUCGAAAGCUCAACUACGAGUUUUGUGAUGAAUUGAUGCAAAACGAGACAUUGAUUGAGCGGCUAAGGGGAUACAAUUUCGACUACGCCAUGUCACAACCAUUUGAUGUUUGUGGAUUUGGGAUCUUCCAUCGUCUCCAUCUCGACAAAUUCUCAAUUCUUCUCUCUACAUCAAUCAGCAACAGUUUUUCUUCAAUGACCGGCGUUCCAGUGGCGCUUAGCUAUGUACCAGGAAUGUCAGGAGACGCAUCGGAUCGAAUGACGUUUUGGGGACGCGCCAAAAACACGAUGUCGUUUUUGUUCGAACAGUUUGCUGUUGGAUCAAUGAUAAGUCAAGUGGACGAUCUCAUCAAGAAAUACGAUCCAGAGUACCCUGGUGGAUUGGAGCAAUUGAAUCGUGCGUGCUUUAUGAUGCCAAAUACAGAGCCACUCUUCGAAUUCCCAAUGCCCACGAUAUAUAAAAUUAUCAAUAUUGGCGGGAUUUCAGUUCCACCUCCAUCAAAAGCAAAAAUCACAGAGGAAUGGAAUGAGAUUCUCAACCUACGUCCACACACAAUUCUCAUCUCUUUUGGCUCUUUAUCAAAAAGUGUCGACAUGCCAAAUGACUUCAAAAUCGGACUUGUCGAAGCAAUGAAAGAACUCCCCGACGUGACUUUCAUCUGGAAAUACGAGGAUCCAAGCGAUGAAGGAGUGAAGAGAGGAGCUGAGAAUAUCAUUCUAAACAAAUGGGUUCCACAAACAGACUUGCUGAGUGAUGAGCGAUUGAGUGGAUUUAUGACACAUGCCGGAGCGGGAAGUACAAAUGAGUUGGUGCUUCGUGGGAAAAAAGCAAUUCUAAUCCCAAUGUUCGGUGAUCAACAUCACAACGCUCGAGUGAUCGAAAAGCACGGUUCGAGUAUUCUCUUGGAGAAAAACGAUCUCAAAGAUCAAGCAACACUGACAAAAACGAUUCGCCAACUACUCCACGAUCCAGAACUUGAUAAAGCCGCCAAGCAUUUGGCCAAAAUGAUCGCCGAGAGACCGAUUUCACCACAAGAGCAACUCGUCAAAUUUACCGAAUUUGCGGCUAAACAUGGUCCAUUUCCUCAGCUCGAUCCCUACGGAAGACAACUUUCGAUUUUUACUUUUUACCUCGUCGACAUAAUUUUCUCAAUUAUCGUCAUUUUCUUCAUUUUUGUUUUCGUAUUAGCUUACAUCUUCAAAAAAAUCUUCUCGAGAUCUUCUAAAACAAAAACGGAU
Messenger RNA from Mesorhabditis belari, 1572 nucleotides. NCBI's taxonomy places the organism in Eukaryota, Metazoa, Nematoda, Chromadorea, Rhabditida, Rhabditidae. The record is from the annotation of a GenBank genome assembly.